Messenger RNA from Closterium sp. Yama58-4, 2487 nucleotides. The record is from the annotation of a GenBank genome assembly. Lineage: Eukaryota; Viridiplantae; Streptophyta; Zygnematophyceae; Desmidiales; Closteriaceae.
AUGCUCAGAAGCUUACAUCUCAAGGCCAGCGUCUCGCGACUUCCCGACACAUUUACUUCAUUGCAGUCUCUUAGAAGCCUCGAGCUGCACUCUUACGAGCUGGCGGCUUUGCCUGGAGACUUCGGCAACUUGGUUUCCUUAACGUCGCUCAAGUUGCAGUGGUGUUGCUCCCUAGCGUCGCUUCCCCAAUCCUUCGACCAACUCGCCAGUCUGAGCCUUCUAUCCUUGAGUAACUGCUCGACGCUGCAGCUGCCGGCCUCUCUCACCAAGCUUUCUUCUCUCGCCGUCCUGGAGAUUCGCCAGUGCGAGUUCCUUCACCCGCCACCCGUCGAUUUUCAUAGACUGCAGGCGCUCGAAACCCUCAUAUUGGAUGAAGUGACGGGACUGCGCGGCUUAAUCGAGGCUCUUGAGCAUCUGUGGCGGAUCAAGACUCUAACGGUCAAGCGCUGCAGCGACAUCCCGUCUCUGCCCGAGUCUCUUUUCCGCCUGCCUUCACUCACCUGCCUCACCCUCGACAUGCCGCAGCUUUCAGUUCUGCCGGACGAGUUUGGGCGGUUGUCAACGCUGCAGACACUCGUUCUAGAUCUGAGGAAACUCACAACCCUUCCUGACUCCAUAAUUUCACUUACCACGCUCCAAGAGCUUGCCUUGGAAAAUCUCUGGAGCCUGCCGUCUCUGCCUGGGGACUUCGGGCAGCUGAUUGCUCUUGAAAAGCUGCGCCUGAACAACUUUCGCCAGCUCAGACGCCUGCCUGAAUUUUUUGGGCGGAUGGCUGCCCUCCGGGAGCUGAAAAUUGUGGAGUGUAGGCAGCUGCAGCAACUCCCGGACUCCCUCUCCCUGCUAUCUUCUCUCAAGCACCUGGAGAUCAAGAAGUGCCCGGCCCUGACGAAGCUGCCAGAUAAAAUGGGGAACGGAUUGCAGCGUCUGCAGCAUCUGCAUCUGGAGCAAUGCUCUUCUCUCACCCACCUCCCUCCAUCCCUCUCCUUGCUGACUUCCCUUGAGACCCUCAAGAUCAUUGAAGCUAAAUGCUUCGAAGGCACCCUACUGGACGGCUUCUGCUGCUUGAAAAGCCUCAAGGAGUUGGUGCUUGAAGACAUGCCUCGCCUAACCUCCCUUCCUGCCUCCUUCUCGGGCGUUUAUUCACUGACCAGCCUUGAAGUGAUCAACUGCCCUAGAGUAAGGGCCCUACCUAAGGGGAUCGGACGGCUGACGGCGCUCGAGGUGGUCAAGAUCGCAGUGAUGGAUCGCUUGAGGCAUCUUCCCGCUUCGCUUGUUAAGCUGCCGCGACUGCGGGUGUUGGAGGUGCGGGUAUGUGAUAAGGUCGACGCAUUGUUUGGCGAUGAGUCGGUGGUCAAACGCACCAACAGCAUCGCCGGCAGCAGCAGCAGCAGCAGGGUACUGCUUCCAUCUGUUCAAAGUCUCAAGAUAAAGUGUCUUCCAUUCCGUACCCUUGGACCAUCCCUUGGCCAGCUUUCCUCUCUCACGAAGCUGAAGGUCAUGGAGAUGGACAGCCUUGUUUCUCUCCCUGACUCCAUCUCUCAGCUCUCAUGCCUGAGAAGGCUUCGGAUUGAUUCGGUCAUUCAGUUGGAGUCGCUGCCUGACGCCCUUGGAGGGCUUUCACGGCUGCGUGUCUUGCAGCUGAUUGACCUCUCUGAAGUAAGGCAGCUGCCCGAGUCUCUCGGACAGCUGAAGAUGCUCGAGAAGCUGGAGAUUAUUGACUGCUACAAGCUGAUGCAGCUUCCAGAAACAUUCGCGAAUCUGUCUAAGUUACGUUCCUGUAUGCUUAUCAAGCUUGGCCUCUUGACUUUUCCUGAAAAUUUCUGGAAGCUGUCUUCCCUCCAAGAGUUGGUGCUUCUGGGGCUGAAGCAUGUCUGCAGCUUGCCAGAGUCGUUCGCUAAGCUGCCUAAGCUACAGGUGCUGCUGGUUACUGCGUGCAAGAAGCUGGCUCAGGUGUCGUCUUCUCUCCGGAGAAUGCCGACGCUGCGUGAGUACCGUAUCAGCGAGUGCCCUUUACUCCCACAACAAGACACGAUGGGGGUUCUUGCAAGGGGAGGCGGGGAGGAUGGGGAGGAGGGAGAGGGAGCGGUUAAUGAGGGAGAGGCGGAAGGGGAGGGUGGGGAGGGAGGAGAAGCGAUGGUGGAAGGGCAUGAGACGGACAGGGAGGCAGCGGAGGAGGCAGUGGAUGCGGAGGGAAGAGAUGAGGUGGUGGAAGGGCGAGAGGCAAACAGGGAGGCAGUGGAGGAGGCAGAGAGUGAGGAGGGAGGAGAUGAGAUGCUGGAAGGGCGAGAGGCGGACAGGGAGGUAGCAGAGGAGGAGGGAGAGGGUGAGGAGGGAGGAGAUGAGGUGCUGGAAGGGCAAGAGGUGGACUGGGAGGAAGCAGAGAGUGGUGGUGAGGAUUGGGAUGUCUGUCAUGAUUAUGGCAUGGACAGUGACGAUGACAGGGACGACGAUGCAGGCUGGGGGGCGAGUAGUGACGAAGACGAGUAG